This is a messenger RNA of Penicillium robsamsonii, 1098 nucleotides long. RefSeq names its product putative integral membrane protein Pth11-like. The transcript has 6 exons. Lineage: Eukaryota; Fungi; Ascomycota; Eurotiomycetes; Eurotiales; Aspergillaceae. Bases 1 to 1098 code for a protein of 365 amino acids. The record is from RefSeq and is a predicted model, not a curated record.
AUGGCUGGUAGCAAUGGUUCUCAAGGCCCUAAGGUCCAAGGUAUCUCUAUAGCAUUUGCCGUCUUGGUCUUCGUCGUUCUGGCUCUUCGUCUCUUUUCACGCAUUUUUGUCCUGGGCCAAAUGGGUGUUGAUGACUACCUCAUUAUUGGCGCUUGUAUGUUGUCGUGGUCAUUUGCUGUCGUUACGCUUGUCGCGGUCAAACAUGGGCUUGGACAACACAUUGGAGAUGUCGACCCAACCGGGAUGGCCGACUACGCUUUUGCCGUCUGGCUGAGCUCAAUGUUCUAUCUCGCAACACUUGGGUUCGUCAAAACUUCCGUCCUGUGGUUCUAUACUCGCCUUGGAGAUCGCUAUCUCACUCGCCUAUCCCGGGUCAUGAUGGGAGUUAUCAUGGCGCAAGCAACAUCAUUCGUUCUCGUGGCCGCAUUCCAAUGUCAACCUAUUAGCAUGGCCUGGACUGGCACCGGACCCGGAAAAUGCGUCAACAUCAACCUAUUCUACCUAUGCAACGCCGCCCUGAACAUUGUCACCGACCUCUUGACUUAUACCUUGCCCAUCAAGGUAAUCUUCAGUCUCCAGAUGCCUCAGAAACAGAAGUUUAUCCUGGCCUUUAUCCUCUGUCUUGGUCUUUUCGCUUGUAUCUCCUCGAUCAUCCGAAUCACCUAUAUCCCUACCAUGCUUUCCUCGAAGGACUCCACCUACGCCAUCAGCGGUGCCAUGUACUGGUCGGUUAUCGAAAUCAACAUCGGCAUAUUCGCUGCCUCAAUUCCUUCAUUCAAGGCGAUUGCCUCCCGCUUCCUACCUCGCUUCAUCGGCGAGUACAGCAGUGGCAAGAAAUAUGCCCCCUGGUCAAGCAACACCACUGGCCCGCGAGCUGGAUUCGCCAAGGCCACGGAUCCCAACAGCAUCACUAUGGAUACAAUCACCUGCAAUGGGGAUGGGACCAUGGGUACCAGAAUUGGCGCGACUAGCAACUCCAGCGAGGAGCGCAUUAUCCCCCAAGGGAAGAUCUUCACUCACACAGAGAUUGAAACUACCUUUGAAAGAAAUGAUCGUGCAAGCAGUGGUUCGUCAUCUAUCGAGCGGGCUCGUCAAUGA